This is a messenger RNA of Musa acuminata AAA Group (dessert banana), 915 nucleotides long. RefSeq names its product exopolygalacturonase-like. The coding region runs from base 1 to 915 and encodes 304 amino acids. Lineage: Eukaryota; Viridiplantae; Streptophyta; Magnoliopsida; Zingiberales; Musaceae. Gene Ontology annotation, molecular function: polygalacturonase activity. The record is from RefSeq and is a predicted model, not a curated record. Gene Ontology annotation, biological process: carbohydrate metabolic process. The transcript has 5 exons.
AUGGCUAUCGGUGUUUACAAUGUGAAAGAUUACGGAGCAAUAGGAGAUGGCCAAACUGAUAACACAAAGGCUUUCGAAGCAGCAUGGAGUGCGGCAUGCACGGUGGAAGGGAGAACAACGAUAGUGAUCCCAGAGGGUGCAUACCUGCUUGGUCCAACAAUCUUCAGAGGGCCUUGCAAAGGCAUAAUGGAGGUGGAAGAUUCGAUGGACAAGGAGCUUCUGCAUGGCCUUAUAACCAAUGCAAAAAGAUACUCAAUUGCAAACCCCUACCGAAGGAUCAGUGCUCCUGGAGAUAGCCCCAACACUGAUGGCAUCCACAUCGCCGACUCGACCAAUAUCCAGGUUGCUAACUCGGUCAUCGGCACUGGUGAUGAUUGCAUCUCCAUCGGCUCGGGCUGCACCAAUUUGACCAUCUUUAAUGUGUUAUGCGGUCCUGGCCAUGGCAUCAGCGUCGGUAGUCUCGGCAAAAAUGCUGGUGAGAAAGAUGUCAUCGGGCUGAAAGUGAUGCAAUGCAAUCUUACCGGUACAACAAAUGGAAUGAGGAUCAAGACAUGGCAAUCUUCUUCAUCUAGUUUGAAGGCCACUGAUUUCCUCUUUGAACACAUCAUCAUGAACAAUGUCUAUAACCCUAUCAUCAUAGAUCAGAACUAUUGCCCAAAUGCUAAUUGUCCCGGAAAGGAUCCUUCUUUGGUUAAGAUCACGGAUAUCAAGUAUAGAAAUAUCACGGGGACAUUUGCCUCAUCAGUAGCUUAUAAACUAGUUUGCAGUGUGGCUGCACCAUGUGAGGGAGUGGAGCUCAGUGACAUUAGCUUGGAGUACAACGGAAAAGACAAGCAAGCCCAAAAUGCAACGUCUAUUUGUGUUAAUGUUUAUGGCAGCUCCAAUGGGAAUGUGAAACCUGACCCUUGCAUCUAA